UCAUUGCCAUGUCUGACUGUCCGCCAUUUUGUGCUUGAAUUGAUUAUGCAGUCUUUUCGAACGUUUUUCAACGGUGCUACUUUUGUAUUUGUAUUGGUGGAAUCUAACUUCUAGUGUUUUUCAGUGGCUGGUUUUGUCAAAACAAACAAACGCGUGGGUGUCGAAGUUGACAAUUGACCCAUUGUUUUGUUUUCCGACCCUGUUGCCAAGAAAGUAUCUUUGGACAAUAUGCAUAGCCAUAGCCACCGAUAUGAAACAUCAUCAUAGGAUAAUAAGGUUUAUCAGGAGCGAGCUUCUCGGAUUUGACAUCCAGCGAUGGCAAGUUCAAUCGGGUGCAUACUGUUGUUGACACUUUGUGUUGUCCUCGUAGCUUUAGUUCAUGCACAGCAACAAAUAGGCUUCAUAAGCAUUGAUUGCGGGAGUAGUCCACCAAAUAAUGAGUACACAGAUGACAUAACUAAAAUAAGGUACACCACUGAUGGAGCCUAUAUACAAACUGGGGUUAAUAAGAAUAUCUCCUCUGAGUAUGCAUACCCAAAGAAUCCGAAUCUGCCACUACCACUCUCAGAUCUCAGAAGCUUUCCUCAGGGAGAAAGGAACUGCUAUAGGUUAGUAGCCGGAAGAAGAGGCAGUUUACAUUUGAUAAGGGCUUCCUUCUUGUAUGGAAACUAUGAUGGAGUAAACAAGCCACCAGAGUUUGAUCUCUAUGUUGAUGUCAAGUUUUGGUCAACAGUCAAAUUUAGAAAUGCCUCAGAAGAAGUUACUAUGGAAAUAAUAAGUGUGGCAGAAUCAGGUGUCACACAUGUUUGCCUUGUGAAUAAGGGAGCAGGAACUCCUUUUAUCUCAGGAUUGGAACUUAGACCACUUAAUAGUUCUAUUUAUAGCACUGAGUUUGGGGAAUCUGCUUCACUGUCACUUUUCAAACGAUGGGACAUUGGGUCACUCAAUGGAAGUGGUAGAUAUGAAGAUGAUAUUUAUGAUAGAAUAUGGUCCCCCUUCAAUUCCUCAUCCUGGGAAUCUGUCAGCACUUCCACACCAAUAAAUGUCAAUGAUGAUGGAUUUAGACCACCAUUUGAAGUCAUUAGAACUGCUGCUAGACCAAGGAAAGGCAGUGAUACUUUGGAAUUUUCUUGGACCCCAGAUGAUCCGAGUUGGAAAUUUUAUGUCUACUUGUACUUUGCUGAAGUGGAACAGCUGGAGAAAACCCAACUGAGGAAAUUCAAUAUAUCUUGGAAUGGAUCUCCAUUGUUUGAUGAUUCUCUAGUACCGCGCCACUUGUUUGCAACCACUCUUUCCAAUUCAAAAUCCUUGGUAGCAAAUGAACAUAGGAUUUCUAUCCACAAAACAAAAGAUUCAACGCUUCCACCCAUUCUUAAUGCAGUUGAGAUUUUCGUAGCAAGACAGCUAGAUGCCCUUGCAACAUUUGAACAAGAUGUUGAUGCUAUUCUGUCCAUAAAGGAAAGCUAUAGAAUUCAAAGAAAUUGGGUGGGUGAUCCAUGUGAGCCAAAGAACUAUUCUUGGGAAGGCUUAAAAUGCAACUAUAGCACCUCACUUCCUCCCCGAAUUAUAUCUCUGAAUAUGAGCUCUAGCAGUUUGAGUGGAAUAAUAACUUCUGCCAUUUCCAAUCUCUCCUCGUUGGAAUCUUUGGACUUACAUAACAAUAGCUUAACUGGAACAAUGCCUCAGUUUUUGGAAGAAUUGAAAUCCCUUAAAUAUUUGGAUUUAAAGGACAAUCAAUUUUCAGGUUCUGUUCCUACCAUUCUUGUAGAAAGAUCAAGGGAUGGAUUACUCACGUUGAGAGUGGAUGAUCAAAAUCUCGGUGACUCAGGAGGGAACAAUAAAACCAAGGAAAUUGUCAUUCCCAUAGUGGUAUCAGUAUCAGUUUUAGUUAUAGUGGUUGCUUUCAUUCUCUUUUGGAAACUUAGAAGAAAUGAACGAUCAGACGAGGAGAUUAGUACGCUCAGCAAAGGAGGAACAACUGUAACAACGAAGAACUGGCAAUACUCGUAUUCGGAGGUCUUGGACAUCACCAACAACUUUGAAAUGGCAAUUGGUAAGGGAGGAUUUGGAACUGUGUACUGUGGGAAGAUGAAAGAUGGCAAACAAGUUGCAGUCAAGAUGCUUUCUCCAUCAUCAUCUCAAGGGCCAAAGGAAUUUCAGACUGAGGCUGAGCUUUUGAUGACAGUUCAUCACAAAAAUUUGGUAUCCUUCGUUGGUUACUGUGAUAAUGAUAACAAGAUGGCACUCAUAUACGAGUACAUGGCCAAUGGCAGCGUGAAAGAUUUUAUCUUGCUCUCAGAUGGAAAUUCACAUUGCUUGAGUUGGAAAAGGAGAAUACAGAUAGCAAUCGAUGCUGCAGAGGGGUUGGAUUAUCUACACCAUGGAUGCAAGCCACCUAUUAUACACAGGGAUGUAAAGUCAGCCAACAUUCUUUUAAGUGAAGACUUAGAAGCCAAGAUAGCAGAUUUUGGCCUCUCCAGGGAGUUUAGGACAGAUAACCAAGAUCAACAAUCUCAAGUGAUUCACAGUGAUGCUACAAAUGAAAAAUCUGCAGUAAUGGGCACAACAGGGUACCUUGACCCAGAGUACUACAAGUUAGGGACACUGAAUGAGAAAAGUGACAUCUACAGUUUUGGAAUUGUUCUACUGGAAUUACUCACAGGUCGCCCUGCAAUAUUAAAAGGCAACGGAAUAAUGCACAUACUUGAGUGGAUAAGACCUGAGCUUGAAAGACAAGAUUUGAGUAAAAUUAUAGAUCCAAGGCUACAAGGAAAAUUUGAUGCUAGUUCUGGCUGGAAAGCUUUAGGAAUAGCAAUGGCAUGCUCUACAUCAACCUCCACUCAGAGACCUACAAUGAGUGUUGUGAUAGCUGAGCUGAAACAGUGCCUGAAAUUGGAAUCCCCUAGUGAUACUUCUGAAAAAUUUGUGGCCCCUCCAAAACAAGUCUACGGCGAAUUUUAUAGUUCAUCUGAAGCAUUUUCCUAUGAUAGUCAAUCUAUGACCUAUCCUUUCCCAAGAUAGUGCAAGUAUAUACAUGAUUCCACCAUCGACAAGUAUUUAAUUGAAGUGUAAAUUAUUUUGAAACCAUAACUUGGUUACUACAAAAUGGCACUCUUUUGUCUUAUAUGGUGUAAAAAAAAAAACAUUUAUUUUGUCUUAUUCAACUUGUUUUCACAUAAAGAACUAUUGUCACCAAUGGGGAUUGGUCUAUUAGAAUGGGUUAGUUUCUAUCAA
Molecule: messenger RNA, 3234 nt
Organism: Glycine soja
Lineage: Eukaryota; Viridiplantae; Streptophyta; Magnoliopsida; Fabales; Fabaceae
Product: probable LRR receptor-like serine/threonine-protein kinase At4g29180
Exons: 12
Coding region: 316-3021 (901 amino acids)
Biological process (GO): protein phosphorylation
Molecular function (GO): ATP binding; protein kinase activity; protein binding
Source: RefSeq, a predicted model, not a curated record